UCCUAAGAACUACUUUUGUAAACUACUUAAAAUAAGUCACGAUGCUCGACGAACUGGUAAAACCUUAUUGCCUGACUGCGUUGCAAAGAGAAGGAUCUGGUAGGGUUUUCUUUCGCCGGAGUUUCUCGCCGGAGAUGGAGAUAAUGGAGGCAUCUUCACAUCCUUCUCCUGCUCCCGCUCCUAUUAGUCCACAACGCCAUUUCUAUCUCGCCGUCGACAGAAUCCAAUUUAAGAUGGAGACAUUGGUAGAUCUGUUAGAAAUGGCGGGGCGUCGUCCAUGGCUGCCAAUGGUGGUUUGUUGCAGCACACGUGAUGAGCUUGAUGCUGUUUGUUCUUCCAUCUCCAACAUCUCCUACAUCUCUGUUACACCUCUGUAUAGUGAUCUUACUGAAGCUGAACGUGCAUUGAUUCUAGAUAAAUUUCGUUAUGCAACAACAAAAUGGAACCAAAAUUCAGCAUCCAUUCAAUCUGGAGAUGAAAAGGAAGAACAGAAAUCUCAUAUGAUAGUUGCAACUGAUGCUUGUCUUCCUCUUCUUGCUUCAGGAGAAUCAUCUAUUAGUUCUAGUGUUCUUAUAAACUAUGAACUCCCAACAAAAAAGGAGACAUAUAUGAGGCGAAUGACAACUUGUUUGGCUACAGAUGGGAUUGUGAUUAACAUGGUUGUUGGGGGAGAAGUGGUGACACUUAAAACCAUUGAGGAAAGCAGCAAUCUUGUGAUUGCAGAAAUGCCCAUAAAUAUUUUUGAAAUGUUCUAAAGACAUUUUUUGGGGGUUUCUUUCAAGUAAAUGAGUACUCAGGUAUUCCAGUUAUCAGAUAUCGGUCCCUUUAUAAUAAAAAUAAUGUUAAGGUUCGUUACCAUUUCUUGGGUAUAAUGUAUGUGAGUUGAUUAUUUGUCUUUUAACUCCUACACUAAUUGAGCUCACGAUGAAUAAUGAGUUGGAAAUACAUGUGUUAACUAUUAAAGCAACACACUUUUAAAGAAACACAAA
Messenger RNA from Lactuca virosa, 989 nucleotides. NCBI's taxonomy places the organism in Eukaryota, Viridiplantae, Streptophyta, Magnoliopsida, Asterales, Asteraceae. The record is from the annotation of a GenBank genome assembly.